UCUUAUGUAUAUUUAAUUAAAUACUUAAUAAUUAAAAUCGUUUUGUAAAUUAAACAUUAUUUGAUUUAUUUGACAGUAACAAACUGACAAGAAACCAGCGAUAGAGAUAGCACAAAAACCAAAUUCAAUUCUUUGUCAUCUUAAUAUUUAUCUGUCAAAUGAGUAUUUUAAAUGGAAAAAUAAGAUAUUUAAUUUGCAUAAACCAAGUAAUUAAGUGUUACACAGUGAACAACCAAAGUUAUAGUAAAAAAGAUCACUACAGUUUUUAUCAAACUAGCACUUAAACCAUUCAAGUGGUGUUGUUUUUCAAUCUACAAAUGUAUUAUUACAGUAUUGUUUUUUAUUCAAAUUUUAGAUUUCUUUACAUUGUUGCUUAAAAUAAUGAAACCAUACAGUACGUGACGACACAUUUCUGUUCUUUUUUUCGCUAAACAACAAUAAAACUCUUCUUAAAUGUUAACUUUAUGUCACAACUAUUUUCAAGUAACUCCUAAUUCUAAGAACAAUAAAGAUGUUGUCCAGCAUCAGAGUAAAAAGAAGUUUGUGUUUGGUGUUUUUAUUUUAUUCUUAGUUUCUGUUUUAUGGGUGGUUUCUUCAGAAUUCACAAAGUAUCUGUACAUUGAGAAGAAAAUUGAAAGGCCCUUUCUAGUCUCAUAUAUCCGUUGUUCGCUAUUAUUCAUCUAUCUGAUUGUAUUAUGCUUCUCUCCACCUACAAGAGACCCAUGUCGACCAGCGGACUACACACAAUUACUGGAGCCCACAGCUGAAACAGAUGAUGAAAAUUAUUACAAUGAAGCUACAAGUAGUUUGGGAGACUCUACCUUUGUGCCGGUCAGAGCUGGUGAAACCACAGAUAGUGAUGAUGCAGCCCCCAGAGCAGUGCGAUUCAACAAAGUUGCAGAGGUGCGCGUGAUGUCUGCGGCGAUGGCGGGCGAGGCGCUGCUGGCGCGGCUGUCGUGGUCGGCGUCGCUGCGCGCCUCCGAGCACGCGCAGCGCCGCGCCGCCGCCGCCGCCACCAAGCGACACAUACGCCUCGCACUGCUCUUCUCUAUCCCCUGGUUCAUAUCGAACUACCUGUACCGGGUGAGCUUGGCGCACACGUCGGCGAGCUCGGCCAGCACGUACACGGCGGCGGCGAGCGCGCUGGCGCUGGCGCUGGGCGCGCUGCCGCCGCCGCUGCCCGCACACCGCCUCGACCUCUCCAAGGCCCUCGCGGUCCUCUGCACUGCCGCCGGACUCGUGGUGCUGGGGUGGUCGGAGAGCCAGUCGGGCAGCUGGGCCGGCAGCGGCGCGGGCGCGGCCUCCGCGCUGGCCGCCGCGCUCUGCUACGCCGUGCACCUCCUCCUCUUCCGACACCACCUGAGGAAAGGGGACGGCAUCAACUCUGUGCUGCUCAUAGGUGAUUACAACAGAUUUACAUAA
Papilio polytes (common Mormon) is the source of this 1422-nucleotide messenger RNA. RefSeq lists its product as uncharacterized. Bases 454 to 1422 code for a protein of 322 amino acids. The record is from RefSeq and is a predicted model, not a curated record. NCBI's taxonomy places the organism in Eukaryota, Metazoa, Arthropoda, Insecta, Lepidoptera, Papilionidae. Gene Ontology annotation, biological process: regulation of peptide transport. The transcript is spliced from 7 exons.